AUUAAUUCGCACCAUUUCCACCUAAUAAACCCGUCAGAACCGAAAUGAAGAGAUCUCUCUACCGAUUUAUCCACUUCGGUGGUAGGUAUAUCUGGGCCGUGCAUAUCGGGGGCGUCGUGGCGCCUGCGUCGCGCACCCCGUGAAAAUACCGACGCCAACAAAGAAUUCCCUUUCCUUGUCCUCCCCGAAAGCGCUCUAAUCCCUUCUUCAUUCCUCGUCCUUGUCACACUCCAAGCAGACGCCUUGCUAACACCGACGUCUUAGUGCGUAAACGACGGCCGGAAUGGUAACUUGAUCUAAAACCCGAUCGUGGACCAUAUACAAGGUGUUGGCAAAAAAAUCAGCGAGAGUGAGAGUGCUGAUGAUUUUUGUGGUCUAGAAGUGUGUGGAAGGCCAACGAAAUAGCCAUUCAAUGGGUGCUGUGAGGAGUGAGUAAUAGCCUCAAAGAGGACAAAUUCAAGGUAACACCACGUCUGGUCACCAGUAACAAACUUUCCUCAACCCGAGCCACGAAACUUCCUAUUGAUAAAGAAAAAAAUGUGAGUGUGAUGCUGUGUUCUCGUACAAUGCCCGAGAUAAUGACAGACGCAGCGGCUCCUAGAAGUUGUUCUUCCCCCAGUGUUAUGUAGCAGUGAAUGACGAGUUAGUGGUUGUGGACUGUGUUUUUUUAUGUGAGAAUAUGCCAGGAAUUGUUGUUUUUCGGAGACGAUGGAGUGUUGGAUCGGACGAUUUGGUCGUGCCUGGGGCUUUUCUCUUCACCGUCCACCUGAUUUGGACUGUCAUCUUGACGGUAUUUCUCAGUUUGGCCACAUUUGAAAAUCUAGUACACUGUGAAUUGCAACUGCUGGGUUUGGUUCUGGGCUAUGUGGUAAUUCUAGCACUGUCUAUGGCCAUCGAACUAGCCAUCUGUGUGAUAGCCAUGAAGGGGAGCAUUUUGGACACAGCACCACGUGCUUCCAUGCAGUAUAUUCUUUAUUUUAGAGUAGCUGUAAUGAUCAUUGAAGGAGGUUGGUUGUCAGCUGGUGUGGCUUGGUUUGUUCGCAAUUACUUUACUUGUAAAACCAUCAACCCUAUGAAUCCUAAAGAGACUGUGUUGGGCAUGGUUGUGUGUAACUGGUGCAUACUUUUUUCCGUACUUAUAACCGUAUGGUGUACUUACGACGCAGCUGGGCGUUCGUGGGUGAAAAUGAAACAAUACCAGCGUUCGAUGAGAGAAUCUGAAUCAAAAUUUCAAUACAAGAGGUCAGGCAGUACACGAAAUUGGCGACAACGAAAAGUCCUGCGCGCCUAUCAGGACAGCUGGCAGCAACGGUGCCGUUUCCUCUUCUGUUGUUCUUCAGCCUCGGACCGCAACCGCAACUCAUUCGCCGACAUCGCUCGCCUCCUUUCCGACUUCUUCCGCGACUUGGACGUCGUCCCAUCCGACGUAAUCGCCGGCUUAGUCCUUCUCCGCAAAUUCCAGAAAAUCGAACGCAAGGCCAUCGUAGAGCAGCGCAAAAACGACACCUAUGAGUUCCUUUCCGGCGUCGCUGUGACUCCCCGAACACAGUUUCUCUCGCUGCAGGAAGGUGCCGACCUGGAACUCUUCCAGACUGUUAUUCAUUUUGCUCAUUUUGCCGUCCGCGCUUACGGUUGGCCCAUUUAUGUCAUGACGUCGUCGAUGGGACUUUGUCGGCUGUGCACCGAUUUGCGAUGCUUUUGCUGUUUUCCGUGCCAAAAACCAGACGCGGCCGAAAUUGUUAAGGAUAAUUGCUGUAAAUGUAAUUAUGCGGCGUUGCAGAAACUUACCAGCUUGGGGGACAUUGAGAUUAUUUAUGCGACUUAUCAUGUGGAUGUGGGACAGACGCCGUUCUUUGUGGCGUUGGAUUAUGAUAGGAAAAAGGUUGUGAUUAGUAUUAGGGGCACUUUGAGUAUGAAGGACAUAUUAACAGAUCUGAAUGCCGAAGGUGAAACUUUACCGCUAAACCCGCCACGUGAAGAUUGGCUGGGUCAUAAAGGAAUGGUCCAAGCCGCCCAAUACAUUUUGGAGAAAUUGCAAGAGGAACAACUGAUUGAACGCGCUUUACAACACGCUCCCGAACGUGGAACUCCCGAAUUUCAAAUCGUCAUAGUAGGACAUUCACUAGGUGCUGGUACCGCUAGUAUUUUGGGAAUUCUCUUACGACAGUAUUACGCUUCUUUGAAAUGUUAUUGUUACUCGCCACCUGGUGGCCUUCUCAGUUUACCUGCAGUGGAGUACACCAAAGCCUUCACCGUCUCGGUGGUGGUGGGCAAGGAUGUGGUGCCUAGAAUCGGACUCAACCAAAUGGAAACGCUCAGAGCGGAUCUUAUCAACGCUAUCAAGCGCAGUGUUGAUCCAAAGUGGAAGACCAUCACGUGUAGUAUUGUUUGCUGUGGCUGCUCCCAGCCGACGUCCGCUGUGGAGUUGUCCACUGGUGAAAGCGAUGUGGGGGAGUAUAUGAGGUCGAAACGCACGGCCAGAGGAGGUUUGCAUCCUUCUGAUAGUACCAUAGCUUUGACUUCGCAUCAACCACUGUAUCCUCCUGGACGAAUAAUCCACGUGGUGAGACAUCAUCCAACACGUGGCGAACAAAAGUAUGAAAAAAGAUGGAGGCAAGCAUUGUCAAAGCGCGAACCGGUCUAUCAAGCACUUUGGGCAAACAACACCGAUUUCGAUGAAGUAUUAAUAUCUCCAGUGAUGAUACAGGACCACAUGCCUGAUAAAGUAUUAGAUGCCCUCAACAAGGUACGCUCGCAUCACGCGCAUCAGCCCGAUAUCUACAUGUUCAGUGACCAGGUUGUAACAACCCUCGGCCCCCGAAAACCGCAACGCUCCUCCUCCGGCAACCCCCAGAAGUGCUGGGAGGAGGACGGUCUUCUCUCCAACCUCAGUCCCACGCCUCCACACCGCGUGUACCUGGAGACCAGCUUCACCUCCUUGCAGAGUCCCAGUGGCGCGUCUUCACUCACCAACGGCUUCUACUCCACCAGGAGCAACCCCUCCCCCAUCUUCCCCAUCACCAAAAGCCUCAGUCUGACUCUCAAGCGCCAAACACCAAGUCCAGCCCUGCAGCUCGACCUCAUCCACGACGACUGGUUCGGACUCGCACCGCUGGCAAGUCCCGAGAGCCUGUCGGAGGUGUCGAGCAUCAGCAGUGUCCUGGUCACCCAGACGACCGUCUGCGAGAUCAACACGCCCAAGAUCAUGAGACGGACGCCGAAAAUCAUCGGCAGUCUGAGCACAUGUGCUGAUGAUAUCCGGAAUGUGAGGAACUUCCAAAAGGCGGAGGUUUUCCUGAGGUGUGGGAACGGCAGUCCGGCCACAAACUCCAGCAGUAAUUUGAGCUAUGAGUCGGCGACGAACGAGCCGGAGUUGAAAUGCUGUGAAAGUGACGAGUUUCAAUCAGCUGAGGAUAUCCUGGAUAAUGUUCUAGCCAGUGCCGGGUGCAGGGAUUUUUUUAACAAUAAUGAGGGGUUUUUGGAAACGCAUUUUGACUUGUUUGAAGAAAAUGCCAAGACGAGCAAAUUUGUCCAGUCUCCGUCCACACCACAGGACAUGGAUCCCGACAUAAUCUCCAACUUCGCCAUCGACCUCAACUUGGACUCUGAGCACCGUUCCCUCCAGUUCGUCACCCGAAGCACGGAAACCUCCAAGCCGAACAGUGUCGACUCUGGUAGCGUUUGUCGCACCCCAUCCGACACGAAAAACGUGACAUUCAACCCCCAGGUCAUCAAUAUCGACAGCACGUUGGUUUCGACCGCCUACAGCUCGCCUCGCCGACACUGGCACCUAUUCAAGGGCCGCAAGCACAAAAGUGGCGCAGAAACGCGUGUCACUUCCCCCGACACCUCGCCCCCGGUCCCCAAAACCAUCCUGUGCGUGAAAAGACGCAACAGUGAGGAAGAGUGCUUUUCCCGGACCGAGGCUUUGCCGCUGUUGAGCGGACUCGGCGUUAACAGUGAACGGACGUCUCCGAAUUUCGUCAGACGGAAGAAGUAUGUCUAUCCGGUUGAAAUGACGAUCAAAGGGGAGAGUAGUGUGUAGUGCCUCUGUACCCGUUUUCUGGUGUUCUUACUUAGGCCAGGAUUCUUAAGGUAAGAGUUUUGGUCUAACUUCCCGACCAAACCGAUUUUCCAAACGCCUUUGAGGAUUGAUUUUUGUUCAGACGAAGCCUAAUGUCUGUGAACACAUGUAUUCAUACCCGGGAACUAGUAGGGUCCAAGAAUGUACAGUAGACUACAAAAUGUACAAGAUGUGUAUUUAAUUAUUAAAUUUAAAUAUAACGUUACAAUUUU
This is a messenger RNA of Tribolium castaneum (red flour beetle), 4296 nucleotides long. It is a transcript of the gene inaE, whose product is annotated as inactivation no afterpotential E. The coding region runs from base 680 to 4045 and encodes 1121 amino acids. The record is from RefSeq and is a predicted model, not a curated record. Gene Ontology annotation, biological process: diacylglycerol catabolic process; arachidonate metabolic process. Gene Ontology annotation, molecular function: lipoprotein lipase activity. Gene Ontology annotation, cellular component: cytoplasm; dendrite membrane; postsynaptic membrane. Lineage: Eukaryota; Metazoa; Arthropoda; Insecta; Coleoptera; Tenebrionidae. The transcript is spliced from 11 exons.